GAAACAACACCAACCCUAAAAAUCAUAUCUGGGUAUGAGUUUUGCAAGAAAAUAAAUCUUGAAAACCCUAAAAAAGAGAGUAUCCUAGAUUAAAACAAAACCCAUCUUUGUUUGUGUGUGUUUUGGGUGAAAAAGUUUCAAGAGUUCUUGUGUGAUCUACUUGUUGCAACUUUAUUUAUAAAUAAUAUUUUUUUUUUGUUUUGGAAAAAAGCUAUUUAAUUAUCCAUUAAUUUGGUUCAUCUGGGGUUUAGUAUUUUGUUAAAAUUGUGAAGAAUUAUGGGGAGGGGAAGGGUUGAACUGAAGAGGAUUGAGAAUAAGAUAAACAGGCAGGUGACUUUUGCUAAAAGAAGAAAUGGGCUUCUGAAGAAAGCUUAUGAACUCUCUGUGUUGUGUGAUGCUGAGGUGGCUUUGAUCAUCUUCUCUAACAGAGGAAAGCUUUAUGAGUUCUGUAGUACCUCAAACAUGCUCAAGAUGAUCGAAAGGUAUCAGAAUUGCACCUAUAGUUCAAUGGAAGUCAACCGAUCCACCAAUGAUGCCGAGCAAAACAGCUACAAGGAAUACAUGAAACUGAAAGCUAAAUAUGAGUCUCUACAACAAUAUCAAAGGCAACUUUUCGGGGAAGAUCUAGGCCCGUUGAAUCUAAAAGAACUAGAGCAACUUGAGCGCCAACUUGACUCCACUUUGAGGCAAAUCCGGUCCAUAAGGACUCAAUCAAUGCUGGAUCGGCUUUCUGAUCUUCAAGUUAAGGAACGAAUGUGGCUCGAAGCGAACAAAACUUUGCAGAACAAACUAGAAGAAUAUUAUGCAGAAAACCAAGCAGGACCAUCAUGGGCAGGAGGUGAAAAUGGUAACUCAUUUGGCCAACACCAUCAGAACCAAGAACAACAUCCUCAACAUGACCAAGGCUUCUUCCAGCCUCUCAACUCGAAUUUGCAAAUUGGGUAUAACACAAUAAAUUCAAGCCAGAUAACAGCAUCUACGAGUGGACAGAAUGUUAAUGGAAUAGUCCCUGGAUGGAUGCUUUGACUUUGACUUUCUCAUGGUCAAUGAAGCUGCAAACCAGUCAACCCUCUCCUUUUUUGGUGAUAUAUAUCUACAAUAAAUAUGAUAUUUAAUAAUUUUGGCUGAAUUGUGGGAACAUGUAAGAACCUACCUUUGAAACACAAAAAGAAACGAUCCCUUUUUCAAUUUACAAAGUUUUAAAGUUGUU
Molecule: messenger RNA, 1210 nt
Organism: Helianthus annuus (common sunflower)
Lineage: Eukaryota; Viridiplantae; Streptophyta; Magnoliopsida; Asterales; Asteraceae
Product: agamous-like MADS-box protein MADS2
Exons: 8
Coding region: 277-1026 (249 amino acids)
Biological process (GO): positive regulation of transcription by RNA polymerase II
Cellular component (GO): nucleus
Molecular function (GO): DNA-binding transcription factor activity, RNA polymerase II-specific; RNA polymerase II cis-regulatory region sequence-specific DNA binding; protein dimerization activity
Source: RefSeq, a predicted model, not a curated record